This is a messenger RNA of Mus musculus (house mouse), 4260 nucleotides long. It is a transcript of the gene Rsrc1, whose product is annotated as arginine/serine-rich coiled-coil 1. The transcript has 7 exons. Lineage: Eukaryota; Metazoa; Chordata; Mammalia; Rodentia; Muridae. The record is from RefSeq and is a predicted model, not a curated record. Gene Ontology annotation, cellular component: nucleus; cytoplasm; nuclear speck. The coding region runs from base 229 to 894 and encodes 221 amino acids. Gene Ontology annotation, biological process: alternative mRNA splicing, via spliceosome; mRNA splicing, via spliceosome.
CAUGCGCCCCGCACCUUGCAGGGUCCCAGCCUGCUGGCUCUGGGCGAGGGGGUCGCCGGAGUGGUCGCGGGUGGCGAGCGGCCGCAGGCCCCAGGCUUGGCCUACAGUGUGGAGUUGAUGUGGAGAGGUAGCCCCCAGUCCGCGGGUCCCGCGGGUCCUCGAUCGCCGUUCCUCGGAUUCCCAGUUGUCCUUCCUUUUUAGCCAGGUUCACUCUCACCUCCUCCAGAAAUGGGACGCCGGUCUUCAGACACUGAAGAGGAAAGCAGAAGCAAGAGGAAAAAGAAACACCGGAGGCGCUCGUCUUCAAGCAGCUCUUCAGACAGCAGGACAUACAGCCGCAAGAAGGGCGGGAGGAGGCCGAGGUCCGACUCAAGGUCCUGGUCUAGAGACCGCCAGCUUCGCUCGCAUUCUUAUGAGAGAAGACGCAGGCGCAGAUCAAGCAGCAGCUCUUCUUAUGGCUCCAGAAGGAAAAGAAGUCGCAGUCGUUCCAGGGGCCGAGGGAAACCCUAUAGAGUUCAAAGGUCUCGGUCAAAAAGCAGAACCAGAAGGUCCAGGUCAAGGCCUCGUCCACGCUCACAUAGUAGAAGCAGUGAAAGAUCCAGUCACAGAAGAACCCGUAGCAGGUCCAGGGACAGAGACAGACGUAAAGUCCGGGACAAAGAGAAAAGAGAAAAGGAGAAGGAUAAAGGCAAAGACAAAGAAGUGCACAGCAUCAAACGCGGGGAUUCUGGAAACAUCAAAGCUGGAUUAGAACAUCUGCCUCCAGCUGAGCAGGCCAAAGCCAGACUGCAAUUGGUCCUUGAAGCUGCUGCAAAAGCUGAUGAAGCAUUAAAAGCCAAAGAAAGGAGUGAGGAAGAAGCAAAGAGAAGAAAAGAAGAAGGUAAAAAUGCAUGAUUCCUUUGUCCUCUAAGGAGUAGUUAUCUGACACGACUUCCGUAGUGCAUGGAUACGUCAUAGAAUGUGGUGUAGUGCCUUCAGGGGCUUCGUGUCAUCUCAUGAUCUUAGAGGAAGGCACAGCAUUCACUGUACUCAUUGCUGGGCACUAAUGUUUGCUAUCAUAAGAUUAGUUUAAAAGCAUCCUCUGGGGCCGGUUAAGAGCGUUCUCCGCUGUGCCUGACCACCCGAGCCCUAUCCUUGUGGUCCACAUAGUAAAAGGAAAGGACACGCUCCUGAAAGUCAGCCUCUAACUGUCAUAGUAGCACUGUGGCAAGCAUGUUCUCACAGAGACAUCUGCACACAUACAACCUGUUGUGAAUCUUUCAGCUGCUCAGAAUCUCACAAGAGGAAAUACGUAUUGAGAAGUUGAAAGACGGAUAACUUGUGCACAGUAUGGUUUUGUUUAGCUGUAUGCUCUUCUCUGUGAUCAACUGCUACUAUAACUCACUGAUAAAAUAAGGCUCUUUAACGUAUACAUCUUGGCAUUUGCAUUCAGUAUGUUCUCUAAUCCACUGAUGUUUAUUGUAUGCCUAUAUUACCAGUAAAUAGAAGACUGGAUGGAAAGCAGUCUAAGGAAUCUCAAAUACUGUUUAGCUUUGUAUUGGUAAAAACAAUUGAUAACACGGACAUUAUAGAAUACACGCUUCUAUUUAUCACAGCUAGUACAUGUUACAGUCUCCCAGAUAGAAUUUUUGUAGUAGUUUUAGUUGAAUCAUGUGCAUUCAGAUCUUAGAGUUCAAUUAAUUUUUUAAAAAUAAGAAAUCUUGGUUGGUUUUGCCACCAACCAAAGAGCAUACACAGGCUGGUCUGAGCCAUCUCCACCACCAUCACAUAUGUAGCAGAGGACUGCCUCGCCUGGCCUAACUGGGGGGAGGAUUGCCUAAUCCUGUAAAGGGAACACCCAGGGUGGAGAGCACCCUCUCAGGGGCAAAGGGGAGGGCUUGGGAGGAAGAACCCUAUGAGACAGUACUGAGAAGGAGUGCAACCUUCGGGAUGUAAAUAAAUAAAAUAAUUAGUAAAAAUAAGUAAAUGUAGGUUUUAACAUUGUUAUUGAUUAUAAUAUGAAAAAUAUAAUAUGAAUUCUUAGCCCCAUAAAAAGAAAGUUUUAAUGCUUUCUAUCCUGUAUUUCCAGAUAACUAAUAUGUUAUUUCUAAUAAUCUCUUUAUCAUAAAUUGGUUAUAAAUUACCUUCAAAAAGAUACUUUAAGAUAUUUUAAAUACUGCAGGUACUUAAAUAUUAUAUAUAAUUACAUUUCCAGUAUUCUAUAUACAGAUUAAUUAAGUUAAGCCGUCCUUGUAGUGUGGUACGUAAUGUCUUUUUCCUUCUGUAUCUGACAAGUGUUGGCAAUUCCAGCCUUACCACAAUACCCAUUUUCAUUGCUUCUUUCCAAGUCUUAUACUGAGUAAAACUCCAGAACUGUAGAUGACCUAGUGUAAUGGUGCCUCACACAUAGUGGAAAUCUUGAAUUAUUGUAUCAACAAAUUAUUAAGUGAGGGGCCAGUUCUCUUUUCUUCUUUAAAGUCCAAACCUAGAUUUAUUUUGAGCUUACAUUGGAUUUUAAAUAAUCACAUUGAAAGUGCAUGCCAUCUCUGCUGUAUCACUUCUCUAAGACAAGACCUUAGCCGUUAUGCAAUUGCUCUAAUGAAUUAUAAUCAUGCGAAAUGGAGUUAAAUAAUAGAAAAUGUUAUCAGUAUUUGCUAUAUCGCUUUAUCUCUUCUUAAGUUCACUAAAUUUUCUGUGCAUUAAAAAACUGGAAAAUUAUAUUAUUGAAGAAAUAUUCAAUCGAUUAAGCUCUAUGACACUGACUCUAAAAUAUGAAAGGAACGGUUUUUAUUUAUGAGGUUCACUAUACUUGUUUUGUAUAGUAAAUCAGUCACCUUUUAGAUUCUUUGUUAUUUGCUUCCAAAUUUUUUUCUUAUGGAUUAUAUUGAAUUCUAUUAAAUUAACCUUUCCCUGAAGAUGAUUAAUGUAUAAGCUCACUUAUUUUAUUUCACAUAAUUAGUCUAGCUGCAAAUUAAAACUUGAGAUACAUUGGUAUGUACUUCUGUAUCUGAAAAAAAUAAUAAUCCUUUAUUUCAAAUCUAGAAGCCACUAGUAAUUCAGUCUGUCACAUCAUCUAUACAACUCAUAUCUUAAUUUCUUAGCAUGCUGAUACGCAGCACAGGGUUGAAAGCAUUGUUCAAAUGUAGAUAAAUAUUGUCUAUCUGGCUUCCUUUAUCCGCUCUCUGUUAUCUCAACAAAGCUAUUGUAUUAGCAUAGCAAAAGCUGUACCUUGCAAUUUCGCUUUGACUAUUAUGCAGUCCUUUCCUUUGAGUGUUCUUAAAUCAAUAGCAUAUUAUGUUUGAAAAUAUCAUGUCCAAGAUAGAGUCAGCCUAUAAUACCAGAUUUUUCCCAAGGUUACUGUUUUGCCUUAUAUCUGUCCAGUUUGAAUAUUUCCUAUGCUCCUUACAUAUAACUCAGCUCACCUCCCCCUUACUGAUAUUGCCCGCACAUUAUGGGCCUUCAUUCAUAACUGCUUACUAUCUCUUUCCACUCUUCUGGAGUUAUAUAAAGAUACAUCUCUUUGUAAAAAUAAACAAAUAAUUCAAAAUGUGGUUUUAAAAUUUGCCUCCUUAAACUAAGUACUUUUUUUUUUAACUUAGGUUGGAUUUCAGGCAAUGAACAUUGACUUGAGGAAUCUCUCAGUUUGGCUCUUUUCUUCUCUGUAUGUUCAGAAAUGUUCUGGUUGUACUUGCCUGGUUUUUUGAGACAAGCUUGACAUGUUGCUCAGACUGACCUGGAAGUGACUAAUGUAGCUCAGGCUGCCCUUGAACUCAAGAUCUCCCUUGUCAUUCUCUAAGGGUGGGAUUAUACUCUCAAUUCUGAAUAUCUAUGCUCCAAAUACAAGAGCAGCCACAUUCACUAAAGAAACUUUAGUAAAGCUCAAAGCACACAUUGCGCCUCACACAAUAAUAGUGGGAGACUUCAACACACCACUUUCACCAAUGGACAGAUCAUGGAAACAGAAACUAAACAGGGACACACUGAAACUAACAGAAGUGAUGAAACAAAUGGAUCUGACAGAUAUCUACAGAACAUUUUUCCCUAAAACAAAAGGAUAUACCUUCUUCUCAGCACCUCAUGGUACCUUCUCCAAAAUUGACCACAUAAUAGGUCACAAAUCAGGCCUCAACAGAUUCAAAAAUAUUGAAAUUGUCCCAUGUAUCCUAUCAGAUCACCAUGCACUAAGGCUGAUCUUCAAUAACAAAAUAAAUAACAGAAAGCCAACAUUCACAUGGAAACUGAACAACACUCUUCUCAAUGAUACCUUGGUCAAGGAAGGAA